CUGGUACAGACAUCAUGAUCACGUGAUCGUGAUGUCAUCAAGGUCCUACCGGAGGAUAGGAACUGGCCGCUACCCUUACUCAGUUAGCUGGCAGCUUUCAAAGAAGCAGGGUCUAUGCCUGUUUGUGUGCAGCACUUUUGUUUCGUGGCCGCCGCUGUUCCUAUCCUUCUGCUCGCCUGGCGCUGAUCACAUUACUUUCAUCUCGGGCUCCCUCCUUCAUCUGAGAAUUAUGAGGCUGAAGCCUGGCUUUCUCCUGCGGAGCCUGCUCGUGCUGGCCACUUUCCUCAUGUUUCUCAUCAUCUGGACCUCUUUUUCAAGCUCUGGGAGCACAGAAUCACGUUUGCAACGGGAAGAAAACCCCAACCUUCCUCAGGCUGUCAAGCCGGACGCAAAUGCACCCAAAGAUGAUUUCCACCCAGUGGUGCCAUGGCCUCGUGUUGAGGGAGUAGAAGUUAACCUUGAUUCUAUUCGUAAGAAAAACAAAGAGAGAUUGGAGCAAGAUCAUUUGGAGGCGAAGGUUAAUAACCAAGAGCACGUCAUGGAGAAACAGUAUCUUACGUUCAAACCUCAGACACAUAUUUAUUCUGAUCCAGUGCUGCGUCCUGGUAUUUUGGGCAAUUUGGAACCUAAAGAACCAGAGCCCCAAGGGGUUGUGGGUGGCCCAGGAGAGGGAGGAAAACCUUUUGAGUUGGGACCAGAUUACAAGGAUGCGGUCAAAGCCAGCAUUAAAGAGUUUGGUUUUAACAUGGUGGCAAGUGAUAUGAUCUCAAUGGAUCGGACGAUAAACGACUUGCGUCAUGAAGAGUGCAAGUACUGGAAUUAUGACGAGAACCUGCUCACCUCCAGUGUAGUAAUUGUCUUCCACAAUGAGGGUUGGUCUACCCUAGUGAGAACUAUUCACAGUGUCAUCAAACGAACACCCAGACAGUACCUGGCUGAGAUUGUUAUGAUUGAUGAUUUCAGUAACAAAGAACAUCUAAAAGGCCGACUGGAUGAAUACCUUAAGCAGUGGAAUGGCCUUGUGAAGGUUUUCAGAAAUGAGCGGAGAGAAGGGUUGAUCCAGGCCAGAAGCAUCGGAGCAGAGAAAGCAAAACUUGGACAGGUUUUGAUUUAUCUAGAUGCACAUUGUGAGGUGGGAAUUAACUGGUAUGCACCAUUAAUAGCACCCAUAGCCAAAGACAGAACUGCUUGCACUGUUCCUCUCAUAGAUUACAUUGAUGGCAAUUUGUAUACCAUUGAGCCGCAGCAAGGUGGGGAUGAAGAUGGUUUUGCUCGUGGGGCCUGGGACUGGAGCAUGUUGUGGAAGCGUAUUCCAUUAACCGUCAGAGAAAAGGCCAAAAGAAAGCAUAAAACUGAGCCGUAUUGGUCCCCUGCAAUGGCUGGAGGCCUGUUUGCCAUUGAGCGAGAUUAUUUUUUCGAACUAGGUCUUUAUGAUCCAGGUUUGCAGAUCUGGGGUGGUGAAAAUUUUGAAAUUUCCUACAAGAUAUGGCAAUGUGGAGGAAAAUUGUUGUUUACUCCCUGUUCUCGUGUAGGACACAUUUACCGUCUACAUGGAUGGCAAGGAAACCCUACUCCUGUCUAUGUUGGAGCUUCUCCAACGCUGAAGAAUUAUAUUAGAGUGGUGGAGGUCUGGUGGGAUGAAUACAAAGAUUAUUUCUAUGCCAGUCGUCCAGAAACCAAAGCUCUUCCCUACGGGGACAUUGGUCCACUGAAGAAGUUCCGUGAGGAUCACAACUGCAAAAGCUUUAAAUGGUUCAUGGAGGAAAUUGCGUAUGAUAUCACCAAAUACUUUCCACUUCCACCUAAAAAUGUUGAAUGGGGAGAGAUUAGAGGCUUUGAGACGAAUUACUGCAUUGACAGUAUGGGCCAUACCAACGGAGGGAUUGUGGAACUGGGGGGAUGCCACAGAAUGGGAGGAAAUCAACUUUUCCGUAUAAAUGAAGCAAAUCAGUUGAUGCAGUAUGAUCAGUGUCUCUAUAAAGGGCCGGAUGGCACGCAGGUCAUGCUUACACACUGUAAUUUAAAAGAAUUCUUGGAAUGGCAGUACUUUAAGAACAUGCACCGAUUCCUCCACAUUUCUACAGGAAAGUGCUUAGAUCGUUCAGAGGUUCUCCACCAAGUGUUCCUAUCAGACUGUGACGCAAACAAACCCACUCAGAAAUGGGAAAUGAAUAACAUCCUUGGGGUAUAAGCCUAGCGACUGUCUGCCAGAGGAUGGCCUGACACCUGCUGCAAUGAAGAACUAUGUACAGCCUGCAGUCUUCUCACUUCAGCGAAGGAACUGGGACACCUAGAAGAUUCUGAUAGUGUCACCCUGCAGUUAAUGUUUACAAGACUGCUUUUACCUUAAACCUUUUUAGAUGUUUACAUCAUCUUGUUUCAAGAUAAUGAUAGUCAAAGUGCUUUUAGCUUUGUUUAGAGGAACAGAGCUAAAGACAAUUAUUUUUUUGGGAUUCUUCUCAGGGGCUAAAAGGUAGAUUUUAUCUCACACUUGAAAAUGAUUUGCUUAGCUGGACAUUCGUGUUAUUUUAGGUGAUUGCAUUGAUCUUGAUUUUUGUUUCUCUAUUUUUUUUUUUUUUUUUUCUUCAGUGCACUGCCACAGUUUCUUUUAGCGAUGGUGGCCUUUUGUCUGUGCUGCUGUUUUGAAUGGGCAAAUUGGAAAAAUCUUAGUGCCUCUGCCAUUUCCCUAAAUAUCUAUGGUAACUGUGUAACAGUGAAGUCUGAAAGGAACUCCAUUAUUCCGUUUUAGCCCAUUACCUAUAUGUGAAAAGUGUCAAGAUUGCCGCUGCUUUGGGAGCAAAGAAUGGGCAGGUAACCCUGCAACACGGGUGCUAAAUACUUGGGCAUUCUGCUCCAAUCUAUGUGUCUGAAUCAGACCAGAAUUCCUCCUUCCAGUUGUAUAGCAUUUAUCAGCACUGAGCUGUGCAACAAAGCAUUGGAAAGGAAAGCUUUAGCUAAAGGGCAUGAUGGCCGUACAUUGCUUUUAUGUAUCUCUGUAUAGUUUAAUAAUCCAGUUGCCAACCUUUAACCAAAACCAUUUGAAGAAAAGCAUCUUACGCUGUUAAAGCAGUUUAUCAAAGAGAGAGAGAAAGAAUAUCAGUUAAAUGUAUUUCCCUUUCGGUACAAGGCUCUAAACCGUUCAGUACAGUAUCUCCUAAUGUGUUGUAGGUUAUACUACAAUUCAUUCUAAGCUUUAAUGGUGCAUAUAUCACCGCAGUGAUGGUUGAUAUUAUGCAGGAGAACGCUCCCCGCUUUCUGUGCUAAAUCUAGCUCUGGGCAAUGGCAGGUUGCACAAUAAUUGUGCCUCACAGUGCAUGUUUGUGUUCAUCCAUAUACAUUAACUUGUAUUUUUGUUCUUUUCUUAGUGGGCACUAUCUCCUCUUAUUCUCUGCUUCUUACAAAUUCUAGUUUUUUAAGGCAAAUUAUUUUUAUCAAAUGGUUUUGGGAAAUGUUAUGUUCCUUAUUUUGAAUUAGUGAUCAUUCUGUUGAGGUCUUGAUUUGCAAUUUUCCUUUAUGGUUCUAAUGCUAAAGAAUGCAGUGUUCGUGGGCCAGACUACAUUCCCUUCAAGCAGAAUAGCAUAGCGCUUCAUUGUACAGUAGUAUUGUACGCAACACUGUAUACAAUUUUCAAGCACAAGGACAAAUUUUUUUAUCAUGUUGAUAGUGUCCCUUUACAUUUAUAGGCAACUUAGCCGUAGCUAAGACAUGGGCCACCAUAGGGGACCUUUCUGGUGCACUUUCAAACCAGUCCUAUGGCUCCUGUGCCAGUGGGAUAAAUAAUAAGGUAGUGCCAGGGAUUCUACAGAAUGCCACAUGAAUGGCAAGUUAGCAUUUGUUGAGAAACAUAAGAAUUGCCUUCCUUAGCUGAAACCGUUGCUAUGAUGCUGCAUACACGUAGUGCUCACUAUAUCUUAUAUUUGUCUCUAAGGAAGAUGUUGGGCAGUGAGGGGCAGUGAAGUAGUAUUAACGUUACUAUUUCCCUGCAAACAUAUAUGGUCUUCAUUGUUUUCAGGACAGUUGGAGAAAAGAGAAGUUCCAUAACGGCAUUGAAAUCCCAUUAUGUUAAUAUAAUCUAACAACCUUAACCAGAUUAUCCCCGGGGGGGUAAAAUGAAAAUGACGUUUUCCCUCGCUUUGCCAAAUGAGACUCCUUAAUCCUCUUAUAGGAAAUAAUAGCAUUUUACCCUGCCCGAGCUGGGGAAUACAUUUCAGUCAUUUUUUUGGCCGGAGUUAAUGUUGGAUAUUUUUUGUUUUUCUUUUUUAAAUAGGGCAAAUUGUUGCAAAUGUAGUUUUGUAAAUAUGCAAACUCCAUAAAAUCUGCAAAUUUAGGCCAUUUUCCCCCAACUUUGACCCAUUAUUUUGAGGCCAGUAGGGCAGUGAAUGAGUAUUUCUAGCCAAAUGCAACAUAUGUAUGAUGAGAUUCUCAGAUCUGCUCCUCCCAGGCAAACCAAACCAACCUGUGGGCAAAAUUGUUUUUAGUAGCUUUUUCACUGCCUCAUGGUUGGUACAUUCCUACUCCUUUUAUUCUUAAUUAGCCUACUUUUGUGGGGUUGUAUAUUUUCCUCUGAAUUGGGUGGGGGUACGUAAUAUAUAUUUUAUUUCUUACAUUAAAAGGGGCAUUAUUUUAUUCACUCAAAAAAUGUACCAUCCUUAAAAUGUUGGCCAAUCAUUGGAUUCAGCCCAUGAGCAAAGAACGGUAUAUCAAACGUGUAUUUGAUAGGUAAACCUUCAGGAACGACAAUAUUCUUGUUUAAUAUUGCAUAUGAGGGUGGGCAUGCCUGUUCCAAAAUGUCUACUAGUAAAGUAAAUUAGACAGCCCUGGAACGUUAUUAUGACUAGGACAAGACACUUGGUUGGUUUGUACAAUGAUGGCUAUUUCAUUGGAGGGAAAUGCAGCCCAAACAGCCGUCACAUAUGUGCAAUAAAAUAGCGGUUACAUUGUUACAAUUUUAAUCAAUGUAUUCUCCCUCUGUAAUGGGACCAAAUGGGUUCACAAGAUGGCAAAGCAGUCAUUCCAUGAUCUGUAUGCCCUUUCCCUUGCCUUGCCCUUUUGUGGCAUUGUAACUUUUUUUUUUUAAAUAGCCAUUCCUCAUAGUAGAUGCUGCAUGGAAACAACCUUCAAUUUCAUUUAUGAAAAUAUAUAUUGUAUUAAAGGCAGAGCAUGUCAGCCUGCUGCUCCCGGGCUAUUGUUGCACUACAGUUGCACACUGUCCCAUUGGCUGACACAUAGUUGGAUUUAAGCAAGCAGCUUAUAAGGCAGUGGUCGAGUCUCUGCUUUUAUAUCAUUAUAUCAGCAAUUUCAUAACUGAUACGAGCAAUAGAUUCACCUUCCUGUACAAUAAAUAUCCAGAAUUAGUAAAAGCACCCAUGGAAACCUAACAAACCCGCAGUACAUGCCGAAUCCAGUUGAUUCAAUCUGCAGGUUAUUAACAACUAAUAUAUUAAACAACCACAAUUACAAAUUAAAAAGCAGAAGCCAACCCUAGAAUCAGGCUGGACAAACACUAAAUAUUUGUCAGAAUCAGCUGAGAUCUACAAUUAUUCCACAUUGGUGCUAGAAGUCCAUUACAUUCCUCUGUACAAGUGACCAAAUACCGAGCCACGUUUUAUUAAAGAUACAGUCUCAUUAUGAUCAGCUGUCUGAUUUAUGCCCUAUUAAAGGAGACGUGUACCCUACACAUAACAUAACAAGUUGAUAAACUUGCUCACAGUGCUUUUCUGAUCAUUUGUUAUAUAUAUGUAUAUACAAAUAUACAAUGUAAAUUGCACAAUUUUAAUUAUUUUUAAUUUCUACACUCCUAAUGUCAUGAAGGUGUAACCUAAGCCAGAGUAGGGACAGGCAGAAUGGCAACAGCUUAGUUUACUGAAAGGAAUGGUCUCCUGAUGUUUCCUCGCUCAGUUCUGUCGCUUCUGGCAUACUAAGACAAAUGCCACACUUGGCAAAGAAAUACAGGCCAAGUAUUGCCCCUGCGUUGAAUCAGCGCUGUUAUGUGUCUGUAGAACUGAGCAGGGUACCUUUCUGUUCUGGGCCAACUGGCCUUGGGGGAUGGGAAGAGGGGGAACUCAGGAUAUACCUUAUGAAGUGUUACUGAAGUUUGAACUGCUACUAUCACGACCUCUAAAAAAUGUAAAUGCAAAAGUGCUCAGAAGAGCAUUCUGAGUCAUUUGACAUUGUUAUAUCACAGGGUAUAUGUCCCCUUUAAUGGGUGCAAACACAUGUAUUCCUGAAACAUUGCUCUGCAGCAUUGCUGUCCAACUUUGUCCAUGUAGUGGGCCAGUUAUGCACAACACUGCAUAUUUGGGGGGCCAGAUUAUAAGAAAAAUACUAUAUCGUCCAAAGAGAUCAGUGGAGCUCUUGAGCAGUCUGGGAGCCAUAUAGACCAUAUGAAGGGCCACAUUUCGCUUGUGCUCUACAGUGUUUUCCAUGUAGCUCUUCUUCAGGCAGAUGUGCAUUUUAUUGAGCCAGUUCUGUUUUUGUCCCUUUGUACAUUGCACUUUUAUAUUUUAGUACAAGUCUGUUGCACAAUUGAAGACACAGGUAACAACUUAAGUUUUUGUUACAGGCUGAACAACUUGUAGCACAUUUAUUGCUCAGACUCACAAUAUUCUGUAGCAGCUUUUCCAAAAAAAAAUGUAUGUGGCUUCAAGGUGUAAAUUUUUCUAAUAAUAAUUGUACAGAUUCCUUUGCUCAUUAGGUUCAUGUAUCAGUGGCAUUGGGGUUUAUGUAUUUUGUAACUAGAUUAGCCAUAAGCAUUAACAACUCAUUAGUGAAUUGAUUAAUGUCCCCUGUCUGGUAAUUGCUUUAUGUUUAUAUCACUCCUCCUACACCACUCCUACUAUAAAGAUGCUUCUUACUGGUCACUAUACUAAGUAACAGUGUAUGUUUAAGGGAAAUGUUCACUUGGAACUAAGUUGCCAAAUCGGUUUUUGGUUUUUUUUUUUGGCUCCAGUUGAUGCUGUGGGUCUUCGAUGCAAGACUCCAUUUAAAGGAGCAGUAACAUCAAAAACUGAAAGUGUAUAAAAGUAAUUACAAUAAAAUGUACUGCUGGGAGAAACGGCACAGGUUACAUAACAGAUAAGCACUGUAGAAUAUAAUGGGGGUUUUAUCUGAUAUCUGCUAAGUAACCUGUUCCUUUUCUCCUUUAAAUGGCUGCCCCCAUGGCUAUAGAGCAGCUGGUUUAUAACUAUAAUAGGGUUUCUGAGGCAAACACACCAGUUGUACCAGUGCAGGGCAACAGUGCAUUAUAUUGUAAUUACUUAUAUGCACUUUCAUUUUUUGGUGUUACUGUUCCUUUAAGACAAAUCUUUUAGAUGGAUGGAACACUAACCAUAUAUACUGCAAUUACUGGAUAUACUGGAAAUUCCAUCCUCUGCUCCACGCUUUUGUAUGUAUGCUUGCUGGGACGAAGGCAAAAAAGGAAUGGGAUACCCUGCCAAUGGAUGCCCACCAUGUGGGAGAGAGGUUUCCUCCAAAGGCAGUAUUGCCAGAUGUGUUCCCUCACUCGCAAUCUCUUUGCUCCAAUCUGUUUAUCCUCUUCUUUGUAGGUUUCAUAAAUAGGGGUUAAAUUAUCUACAUGUUGAAUGUCAGUUUUGUGUGUUGAUUAACUUAUUUUGUAAUCUAAUUUAAAUACGAAUUAUACGGGACUGCGACCUUAACUCCUUAGCUGCUAGGAGAGGCGGAGAAAUCACAAAGCAUCUUAUUGGGAGGAAGAUGUACUGACCGAAAGCAAUACUUUUACCGUACCAUAAAUAAAAUGGACAAAACCAAAGAAAUUCACAUGUAUAGAGUUCUGGGAGAUGUUCCAAUGGAAAUAUUUUCUAUUCUCUAGUAGCAAAGGCGUUAAGGACAAAUAAACAUAUCUAGACUGACCACGGGACUGUCUAGGAUAUAGGAAAACAUGAUUCCACUUGUCUUUACUGUAUGUAGAUAAAUGAGUACACAUGGAUUAAAUAUUGAUACACACGUGAGAAAGAAAACAUCAUUUGAUGCUUUGGUUAUUCCAUUGUGUCAUGCACUGUGCGUUCAUGUAAGGAAGGAUGGGGAUUUGUGCAAUGCAAGCUAUCUGUGAAUUCCAUUGUGUAUAUUCCUACAGCAAAUCCUAUCCUGUGAGUGGGGACUGUAUGGAAAGGGGUUUCUUACACUUCUCUGGAACAAAUCUCAUCCUUUUGCUUUGUAACUCCAGAACAUCACUAUGCAUUUCUACUCAUUUUUUUAUGUUUGAUUUAUGCAGAUUUUGAUACACUGUAUGUUUCUGUAGAAAUUGUACAAAUACAGAAAAUUUUAUUAGGGAUAUAUUUGGAAUUUCAAUGUUAAUUCUGGGGGUUGCUUGUUUUUCUAGACACGAUAAUAAAUAUUUUAAUUGCU
Molecule: messenger RNA, 8364 nt
Organism: Xenopus tropicalis (tropical clawed frog)
Lineage: Eukaryota; Metazoa; Chordata; Amphibia; Anura; Pipidae
Source: RefSeq, a predicted model, not a curated record